AUGGAGGAUAGACUUAUUGGGUCUAUUGAUAUUGAGAAAUCUGUGAAAUCGGGAACUACUGUUUUCCAGCCAGGAUAUUUGGCUGAAGCUCAUAGAGGUGUCCUAUAUAUUGAUGAGAUAUCCCUUCUAGAUGAAGGGAUUAGUAAUCUUCUCCUGAAUGUUUUAACCGAGGGUGUGAAUGUUGUCGAACGAGAAGGAAUCAGUUUUCGUCACCCAUGCAAGCCCCUGUUGAUUGCCACCUAUAACCUAGAAGAAGGUGCUGUACGUGAGUAUUUAUUGGAUCGUGUGGCAAUUAAUCUAAGUGCGGAUCUUCCAAUGAGCUUUGAUGACCGUGUUGCAGCUGUUGGAAUCGCUACACAAUUUCAGGAACAAACCAAUGAAGUAUUUAAAAUGGUCGAGGAGGAGACAAAAUUAGCAAAAACACAGGUUCAGGUUGUUAAACGAUGCAGUUUUUCCUCAAAAUGCUGUGAGAUCCCUGAACAUCCUGUUGUGAAAGUUGUAGGCAAUUACCAGAGCAGAUCUAAAUUUUGGAUUCACAAUUAUAAGGAGUAUGCAGUAGGAGAGUUAUGUAAGCUUUACACUGCAGUAUAA
This is a messenger RNA of Spinacia oleracea (spinach), 591 nucleotides long. RefSeq names its product magnesium-chelatase subunit ChlD, chloroplastic-like. Gene Ontology annotation, molecular function: ATP binding. Lineage: Eukaryota; Viridiplantae; Streptophyta; Magnoliopsida; Caryophyllales; Amaranthaceae. The transcript has 5 exons. Bases 1 to 591 code for a protein of 196 amino acids. The record is from RefSeq and is a predicted model, not a curated record.